Hymenoscyphus albidus is the source of this 407-nucleotide messenger RNA. The record is from the annotation of a GenBank genome assembly. Lineage: Eukaryota; Fungi; Ascomycota; Leotiomycetes; Helotiales; Helotiaceae.
AUGGUAGACUUGAUUGAUAAGAACACAUUGGAGAUCAAGCAGGAUGAGGAUAAAACAGUAUACAAGGACUUGCAGGAAAUCGCAGACGACCUGCCAGACCACUCACCGAGAUUCGUGCUGUUGAGCUAUCCCAUGACGAAUGUAGGUAGUCUCCUCGCUCUGCAAGGAGGAAGAUCCUUAAGCACAAAUUCAGUGAGCUAACACCUGAAUCCUGUUAGUCUUCAGGAAGAAUGUCGGUACCAUAUGUCCUCCUUUAUUACCUCCCUGUCACCUGUAACGCCACCCUAAGGAUGUUAUAUUCGAGUUCGGUAGAGUUGAUGAGAAACACAGCUGAAGUGGGGAAGGUGAUAGAGAUUGAAUCUGCAGAAGAUCUCGAGGAACUACCCAAGAAGUUGGGCGCUGCCUGA